AUGGCAAACAUAUUUGCUUCACAAAAACAACAUUCACUCUUUCCAAUCACAGGUGGUUCCAACAGCAGCCCCAGAAUCAGCAAAGACGAUUAUCGGCUGUUUUACCAAGAAGAGCGCGCGUUAUUCACAUUCUUGUAUAUGAUCAUGCAAAAAGAGGUGAUCGAGUCGAUGCUCGUCAUAGGAUUUCUGAUAUGGUUGGAGAGAGAAGGAUAUACUUCCUACAAUCUGGUCCAAAAGAUGGUUAACCGUUUGACCGUAGAGGUGAUCACCCUUAUUGUUGAUCACAUUGUUAUAUGCCUCAAGUUGAUGCAAACAAAUAAUUCUAGUAAUAAUAAAGCAUAUAACACGUUGGCAAGUUGUUGUGACAUAUCACUCCUCGAAAGUUUCCUUGAUAGAAAAAGUAUACAUCUAGAGGAGUUUUAUCACAAUGGAGAUUUGGUUUUUGAACAAGUGUUUUGCAUAGGCCGGGAGGUUUGUGUCAAGGCGUUUGAUGACAUCAUCCUUGACCAAUCUGUAAGGCGUAGUGGCGGUAAACCGUCUAUGAUGAUUCAAUUCCCAAGAGAUGCUACUGUUCGAUGCCUUGUUGAUGCAAACCAAUUUAUGAGAACUUGUAUGGAAUACCAACAAAUGGGAAGCAGUAGUAGUAGUAGUGGUGGCACAUAUAAUAAUAUUCAUCAUCAAUAUGCUGCUCUUGUUCCUCCUAUAACUGACAGCCUAUCUACAAAUUUGAGGCAGAAGAAAGCAUACGAUGGAUCCCGUGCUCUUUCACUGGUAAUAAGGGAUCAAGAAGAAGAUCAGGAACAGGUCGUACCACCAGAAGAUCGAACCAUCUUCCUUACCUUCUCCAAAGGGUAUCCCAUUCCAGAGAAUGAAGUUAGGGAAUACUUCACUAGAAUGUUUGGGGCUUUUAUUAUAUCCAUCCAUAUGCAAUCUGUUGACCCGGAUGAUCAACCACUGUAUGCGCGAAUUGUGGCUCGCUCUCCAUCAAUGGUCAGGGCUGUAGUCGAGAGAGAUGGUCCGCACGGAAAAUCAAAAUACACAAUCAAUGGGAAGCAUGUUUGGGCACGCAAAUUUGUGCCCCGGACAUCCUCAUCAUCACACUGCAGGGAGUCUACACUACACUACUCAUGA
Molecule: messenger RNA, 1131 nt
Organism: Erigeron canadensis
Lineage: Eukaryota; Viridiplantae; Streptophyta; Magnoliopsida; Asterales; Asteraceae
Exons: 2
Coding region: 1-1131 (376 amino acids)
Source: RefSeq, a predicted model, not a curated record